AUGACUACCUUCAAAACUUUUGAUGAUUUAGACCAACAACGAGAACUCGCCUUUAUGCAGCUUAGGCCAACAUGCGUCUCACUUCUGAAAUCCACGCCUUUGACACGCGUAAACUCGCAACAAGUCUUGCAAACCCUAGAUGAACUCAUUCAAACGCUUUACUCUCUCCCCGCACCCUCACGCUUUUUAAAUGUCUCACUAGUCGAGUACAUUUUCCUUCCAUUGGCACAUGUGUUUCAAAGUGCUGAAUUACCAAGGAGCGACAAAUUCACUGAAAAGUUUUUAACUUGUCUUUUGUUCUUGCUGGAGACUUCUUGGACCAGUUAUAUGAAACCCGAACUAUUUAAACAAAUUUUUAUCAUGUUAACGAGUAUUAUGGGGACAUCAUCGGAAUCGUCAUCUAAUAAGUCUUAUUUGGUGUCUCUGAUAUCUGAAGAGACAAAUCUACUAGCAAUUAAAUGUAUUUUGGCUUUAUUGGGCAGAGAAAAAGAUAAUCAAGACUCUAGUAAUAACGUCAUCUUAAGAGCUGAAUUGAUUAAAGAGCUUUUGGAACCAUCUCAUCGCGCUGCUAUUGGACGUUGUGUAUAUGUGUUACUAGAUAUUAUUUUCAAAGAACGUUUGCUCGAAUUAAGAAUUUCAGCAGUUGACGCUCUUGAAAGACUGGUGCAAUGCCUUGAUGAUACAAAUGUUUUGGCUGCUAUAUUACCUGGAGUUGUAAGCACAUUGGGAAAAACUAUAAUUCGUGAUCAAAAAGAAAAUCAUCGUUUACUCGUAAGAUCAAUUGAAGCCUUGGGAGAAAUUAUUUGUCGUGUGAUGAAUGAUGAAGUAAGUUCUUAUAUUAUGACACGACAUAGAACUUUGAAUGAAUUGGUAGAAGAAUUCAUUGAAACCACUGGAAUGAAUGCCAAAAAAUCAACAAAAGUCAAUCAGACAUCAAAGGAUAUUUUUGAUGAAAACAGUAACAAUACUAUUUCUUCGGCAGCAGUAGAAGUUUUACGAAACAAAUCAUGGCUUAGAGCUACAAAAUCACAGAUCAAUAUUUUACUUUGCCAAAUAUUUACCAUAAGAAAUCAUCCAUCAUGGCAAGUACGAUUAGCAUUUGUGAAUUUCUCUAAUUUGAUAAUUUGUCAAUGCUCAGAAUCCUUGGAUAAUUGUUUGCCAAUCUUGAUAGAAACUUUGGUUCUAUAUUUAACCGAUGAAUAUGAACAAGUGUCGAACUCGUCACUACAAUAUUUGGAAUCUUUACGAAAAAGUCAUAGUUUCAACGAAAUAUUUGUGCCAAUUAUGAAAGAAAGUUUUGAUAAUUGGCUUAAUUUAUUACCACAAUAUGUUAUGGGAAUUGAUGAAAACGCAAAGUUCAACGUAAUUGCUUUGGUUACUGGUUUUCUAUCAAUUCUUGGUUUGAACGUACAAACUGUAUUCAAUACUUCGUUGCAACGUGUUUCCCAUGGACUGAUUAAGGCAUUGGAAUAUGAUUUGACAGAUAUUCAAAUUAUAGAAAAUAAAAUUGAUGACACUGGUAAUUACGAUAAUAUUGAUCCAUCGAAAAGACAACAAAAAUUGCCAUCUUUUCCCCAUCCUAUGUUCAGACAUAUUCGAGAGGAACGCGUCAUAUUGGCCAUGCGAAAUAUGUUGAGACAUUUUGGUUAUUUUGGGAAUUUAAGCUUCUUGAUCAACCAUUUCUUUUUUUAUUUUCAAAAUUCAAAGGAUGUUCAACUUUGUCCACAAUGUAUUUUCAUUGUUAAUGAAUUAUUGAUUGGUGCAUCAUCAAGUAUCAAGAUUGAUUCAACAAUAUCGCCGCAGUUCUCUUCAUCGAUAGUUAAACAAAUAAAUAUUUCCAAUUCUAAAUCCGCAAAUUCUUUGGAAGAGGUACAAAGAAUAGUCAAAUUUCUUUUAAGAGAAUACACUGAACUGGAUUUAACAAAAGAAAAAGAAGACAAAAACCUUGUCGGUAUAAUCUUAAACACAACCAUCGAACCGAAUUUCUCUAUCAGUACUGAUCAGCAACUGGACAAGAAACUGCAAUACAAAGAAAAUAUUCAGAUUCUUAUUACAAAUUGUUUAAUUCUAGAGGGGAUUGCAAAUGUUUCAAACAUUUUACAAAAGAAAUUCCGAGUUGAACUUAUUUACGCACUUUAUCCGAUUCUGGAAAAAUAUAACAAAGAGAAUAGCCAUAUUAUGGUUCAUGAGAUUGCCCGAAUUGCUUUAUACCAUAUUGCAAUUAAUUGUGGCUACAAUUCUUCUAAAAAUUUGGUAUUGGAAAACGUUGAUUAUCUUAUUAAUGUUAUAUCUCGAAAGCUGAAUCAAAUCACAUUCUAUCCGGAAACUACUAAAGUUCUGAUUGCGAUGAUUAAUGUCGUCGGAUCAACUAUUUUACCAUUCCUUAAUGAUUCUAUUGAAGAAAUUUUUCAUGCUUUAGAUCAAUAUCAUAUGGAUGAAUUUUUGUUGAGUCAGUUGGCCAAUGUUCUUCAUGUGUUAGUCAAAGUUAUCGCAAACGAUUACAAUGAAGAAAAUGAUGAAUUUGAUGAGAAGCAAAAAUCGAUUAAUAAUAUUGCUGAUAAUAACAUAACGGUAGAAUCAUCAACAAGCACAAUAAAAAAUUUCCAUUAUGAUGACGACAUAGUUGGAAUUUCUCGGGAAAUCAGUGAAUUUGUUGCUAAUUAUUCCAAAAAAGAAAAUGAAGUCCGAUCAACAAUAGGGAAUGAUGAGACGGCUGUAACUGCAAAGUCGGAUAAAAUCGAAAAUUAUUUUAUGGAUAGUGAGAAUAUUCAAAGUAUUGAGAGCACUACCGAUACUAAUAAAGACAAUAAUAAUAAGCUUUCAAUGGCACAAACAAUUUGCCUAAAUAUUAUUAAUAAACUUUUGCAUUUUCUUACUGCAUCAUCUCCGCAACUCCGUAGAUUAAUACUUGAUUUAAUUCGAAUUUCAUUGCCUAAACUCGAAUCAAACAUGGAACAAUUAUAUCCUCUCAUUCAUCAAAUAUGGCCUUCAAUCAUUACUCGUAUGAAAGACAAAGAACAUUAUGUGAUAUUAGCAGCUGUUGAAUUAAUCGAAAAAAUUUCAAUAUCUUGUGGUGAUUUCAUUUCGAAUCGAGUAGUAAUCGACGCUUGGCCUUUAUUUCAGCAUAUAUUGAACCAACAACUUCUAAUGGACAAAGAAUCUGCAAUAUCCUAUUCAACAUAUUCAAAGUCUCAUCGAUUCAAAUUAUCCAUUAUAAUCACCAUGAGAACGGUAAUUAAGCGAGUGUUAUUGGCAGAUAUGGCACUAUUCCAAAUAAUGGACACAAUGGUUAUCUUUUUGAGUGAUAAAGUUCAUCCAGAGCUUAAAAGUGCUUCGCACGAAUUAUUUGUCGAGUUGAUUAAAAAGUCUCCUGAUGCUGUUUGGCUUUUAUUGAAUGGACUAUUGCAAAUGGAAAGAAAAGUUCAACAACAAAAUCCAGUAAUCUUCAAACAAGUAAUUUGGCCAAAUUAUCAUGUUUCUAUAGAGCAAGUUGAUGAAUAUAUCUCUAGUAUAAAUUUAUUGUUAGAAAAAAUUGACAUCGGAUGUGUUGUAUAG
Messenger RNA from Ambispora gerdemannii, 3555 nucleotides. NCBI's taxonomy places the organism in Eukaryota, Fungi, Glomeromycota, Glomeromycetes, Archaeosporales, Ambisporaceae. The record is from the annotation of a GenBank genome assembly.